AUGACAGUUUCUGAUAUUAUAUUCUCCUACGUUUGUCCGAGUUUGGGGUGCAUUUUAUCGGCAGCAAUGUAUUCUGCCGCCGUACCAGAUUUACAGGAGGCUCUAUCAGCAGGAUCACUUGGAUCCUUGAACCCAAUACCUUGGGCAAUCAUGACGGGGAAUACUGUGGGCUGGUGCGCCUACGGCUACUACAACCAUGAUCCAUUCAUGCUCGCAUCCAACUUUCCAGGCUUGGUCUUGUCGGUUUGGUUGAAUAUGGGUGCUGCAAAACUACAGUAUCAAGACCGAAUAAGAUUAAGGAAUGCUUCCCAUGAAGUUUUAGAUAACAACAGCGACAACAACAUUACGGAUGGGAAUGGAGAGGCAGGAGUGGUGGAAUCAUCCGAAAUGCUGGCAAUUCAACGAGACGAUAGUCUUCAAUUUGUGCCUCAAGAGACUCUGUUAUUACGGGUACUUGUCGUUUGGAUUCUUAUUUUGAUUCUUGUGGGUUGGUCCGGACUUUUUCAUACUGUGGAAGGUCAAAUCAAUGCCAUUGGAAUUCUGGUAAACAUCAACCUCAUCUUUUUCUACGGAGCUCCCUUGCAAACGAUACAAACAGUCCUACGAUCCAAGUCCUCGGACAGCAUUCACCGACCCACCAUGAUUAUGAAUUCCACCAAUGCAAUCUUUUGGGUGGCAUAUGGUGUAAAGAGGAAUGAUCCAUACAUCUUUGGGCCCAAUACUAUUGGUUUCUUGCUAGGAUUUGCUCAGAUCAUCUUGUUGUGUUGUUACGACCACAGCAGUCACACCGCUGGGGACCAAGGAGACGGAUUACUACUGGAUGAGGAAAAUGAUCUGGAGGAACCGCUUCUAGCACCCGAGCAACAUGCUUUGGAUGGCAAUGAUCAAACUGGCGAUGAUUGA
This is a messenger RNA of Cylindrotheca closterium, 903 nucleotides long. Lineage: Eukaryota; Bacillariophyta; Bacillariophyceae; Bacillariales; Bacillariaceae. The record is from the annotation of a GenBank genome assembly.